AACAAUCUCCUCGAGGCUCGAAUAUCAUUUCUAAUUUUUUUUUUUGGAAAUAUUAAGUUUUUAAACUGAAAAACAAAAGUGGAAGAAAGAGAAGAGGAGGGUUUGAGUUUGGAAUAUCAUGAAAAUGCUUUUUAGCUGCAACAUUUAUGCCAUUCCCGAUUUGUAUUGAUUUGAUUUUGAUUUUGAUUUUUUGAUGGCCAUAAGGCCCUUCCAAUUCCAAUCUUCCACCUUCUCCCGCGACACUUUCCUUUCUCUUUUCCGCACUUACCACCAUCUUCAUCUUCCUUCUUCUUCUUCCUCCUCUUUCCCCACUCUCCCCUCCAUUUUCCUCCUCCGCAGCUUCGCCGCCUCCGCGCCAUCUUCAUUCUCUCGCCGCAACCGCUCUCAUCCUCCUCCUCCUCCACCACCACCACCACCUGACACCCUGGCGCAGAAGAUUGGAAAGUCCACUCGCCGCCCCGGCGCCACCUCCAAGGCCAGGAUUUAUGCCGAUAUCAACGUCGUCCGUCCCAAGGAAUAUUGGGACUAUGAAAAUCUCACCGUCCAGUGGGGGGAGCAAGAUGACUACGAGGUUGUGAGGAAGGUGGGAAGAGGGAAAUACAGUGAGGUCUUCGAGGGCGUUCACUCCACCGAUAAUGAAAAAUGCAUCAUCAAGAUCCUCAAACCCGUCAAGAAGAAAAAGAUAAAGAGGGAGAUCAAAAUAUUGCAAAAUCUCUGUGGAGGUCCCAAUGUUAUAAAGCUGCUUGACAUUGUUAGGGACCAGCAAUCAAAGACCCCAAGCCUUAUAUUUGAAUAUGUCAAUAACACUGAUUUUAAAGUGCUCUACCCCACCCUGUCAGAUUAUGAUAUCCGAUAUUAUAUCUAUGAACUUCUAAAGGCACUGGAUUAUUGCCACUCUCAAGGAAUCAUGCAUCGGGAUGUAAAGCCGCAUAAUGUAAUGAUUGAUCAUGAGCAGCGGAAGCUUCGCCUAAUAGAUUGGGGGCUUGCAGAGUUUUAUCAUCCUGGGAAAGAAUAUAAUGUCCGCGUUGCCUCCAGAUAUUUCAAAGGUCCUGAACUUCUUGUUGAUCUUCAGGACUAUGAUUACUCUCUUGAUUUAUGGAGUCUUGGUUGUAUGUUUGCUGGAAUGAUUUUUCGUAAGGAGCCAUUCUUUUACGGACAUGAUAACUAUGAUCAACUAGCCAAAAUAGUUAAGGUACUUGGAACUGAUGAAUUAAAUGCGUAUCUGAACAAGUACCGCAUAGAGUUGGACCCAAAUCUAGCAGCACUUGUUGGGAGGUAUGCUCGAAAGCCAUGGUCAAAGUUUAUUAGUGUAGAAAACCAACACUUGGCAGUUCCUGAGGCUAUUGACUUUGUUGACAAGUUACUGCGGUAUGAUCACCAAGAUCGACCCACUGCAAAAGAAGCCAUGGCCCACCCUUACUUCAAUCCAGUUAGAAAUGCUGAAAGCAGCAGAACUCAUACACAUUGAUGCUUGUUCCUCCUCUGUUUGGCUAACCUCUUAAAGUCUGGUGGAGCAUGAUUUAAGGAGAUUCUCCGUUACCCUGUUGUAUAACUCAGGUUACCUAAUAUCCUAUUUUCAUUUUUAUUCUUUCUUUCUAUUCGUGAUUAUUUUUUUGGCAUAUCUAGGUCUCAACGAUUUCAUUUGUUUGUGUGCUCCAAAUUUGGGAAUGAGUGUUGAUUCAAUUUUAAUCAAGUCAUAAGCAUGUGUUCGUUUUGGUUACUUGUCCCUUCGUUGCAUUGACUUUUGUAGUCUUCAAAGUGGAUGCAACGGAACAAAUUUGCUUAGUUAGUUCUAUUGGAACAACAUAACAAGGUAGCACUUAUUUCAUUUUAUUUUUCUUUUGGAUCAUUCCUCAACCAUCAUCGGGUUGAAUUGUGGAAUAUGUGGGAGCCUUGAAGCUUCAGUGGGAUAUAUAUUUUGCAGCACACCA
This is a messenger RNA of Arachis ipaensis, 1931 nucleotides long. RefSeq names its product casein kinase II subunit alpha-2. Gene Ontology annotation, biological process: peptidyl-serine phosphorylation; peptidyl-threonine phosphorylation; regulation of cell cycle. Gene Ontology annotation, molecular function: ATP binding; protein serine/threonine kinase activity. The record is from RefSeq and is a predicted model, not a curated record. Gene Ontology annotation, cellular component: protein kinase CK2 complex; cytosol; nucleus. NCBI's taxonomy places the organism in Eukaryota, Viridiplantae, Streptophyta, Magnoliopsida, Fabales, Fabaceae.